CACUCAAACUCAGCCACGGGGGUGCCGCUUCGCCCUCCCCCGGCGUGCGUGACAGGUACGACGGCGUCGCGAACACGGCGACCGACCGCAGACGUGACCCGGGGUCAUUCCGUUUGUGGCGUUGGACGUGAUGCAAUGCUCUGUUUUCGCGAACGUAACGCCGCCCACGACAGCAACACCGGCACACGGGGAUCGAGGACGGUGCCCACGGGCGUAGCCUAGCUCGACGGCUAACGAGCUCGCCUAAUGUGUGGAGCGGUAGCCAUUGUUUGAGUUGUUGGCUAACAUGGCAACGUCGGCUAAGGACAGCAGCGUCCGCUAGACCGUAGCUCUCCGCCUUGCUGUUCACGUUGUGGUCAUCCCACAUAAUGAGUGACGGUCCGCCGUCCAGGAAGCGCAACCUGCCCCUCUCUCCCUCAGCUUUGUGCACACCUCCACUUUGGCUACCAUCCUAAAGCCCCCACGCCCUCCUUCCCUCCCUGCCCGGCCGAGAUGACCGACAGGAAGGAGCCUCCCUUCUUUAACGGCAACCGCGUGGGAGCUUUUCACCACAAGCUUCCUCUGUACGACCCCAUGGAGCUGUUCAUCGAGACCCUGACCGGGACGUGUUUCGAGCUACGCGUGUUGCCUUUUGAGGCCAUCAUCUCAGUGAAGGCCAAGAUCCAAAAGCUUGAAGGCAUCCCAGUUACCCAGCAACACCUCAUCUGGAACAACCUGGAGCUGGAUGAUGAACACUGUCUCCACGAUUACGGCAUUGCGGAGGGCUGCACUUUGAAGUUGGUCUUAGCGAUGAGGGGAGGUCCCAUCAACACCAGAAGGGUAACCAUGGAGGAUCCCGUGAAAGAGGUGGCGGACUCGAUGGAGGGCACAAAGGAGGGAGGAUGGGAGAAGAGCUCGGCCAACAAACAGGUCACGUUUGUGGUCUACCGUGAAGGCGAUCAGCUCAACUUCUUCCGGGUGGUGGACAGGGGAGAUGGCUCCCUCACGCCUCUGUCUGAAUCGCUCAGUGGCGGCUCAGUGUACAACAUGUGCACUGAGGGGGACGGCGGCAGCGGCGGCGGCGAGCGCUCCGCUGCUGCGCAGAGCCUGGAGAACUCCAUCACCAUGAGUAAAAUGAAACUGCUCAAGGCCAAGAUGGAAGACAUGAACAUCAACAAGAAGCCGAAGAAAACGAGUAAGGCAAAGCCACGUCCUCCCGUCGGCCUCCAUCCCUGCGGCGGCGGCCACCCGACGCCUUCCGUCACGCGUCUCCAUCAGCGCCUCAUGCGUUCGCUCCCCCCGAUUCGCCAGUCCACCGGACACCUGCCUCCCAUAGCGGACCAAGAACUCCCGGACCCUUCUCCGCCUGCCGCUUCCACUUCUUCCCAGUUGCCCGCCCCGAGACAAGCGCCUUCCUCUUUCUCUUCGCCGCCUUGCUACAUUCUUCAGGAGGAGGAGCCGUGGGAGUCGUGCCCGCCUUUCGCAAAGAUUCGGCCCCCUCCCAAAGUCUCGCGUUUGGACAUCAGCGGCACCAGACUGAUGAGGGACUGCGUGUACCCUCAGCUCCCUCCGCUGUGCACCAGGGGCGCGCCCGAAGCCGCGUUCGACCCGCUUAAGCCGGUCGGCGAGGCGGUCGGAGUGAGUUUACUGGAGGAGGCCGGCAGGCAGGCCGCCGCUUCAUUCGGCGAGCUGGCGGACCCCCUGAGUUUGGAUCUGUCCCCUCAAUCGGAGGAAGCCUGUCUCGCCUUCGACGUCGGGGCGCCGCACCAACUGCCGCUGGCCCCCUCCCCUCUCAGCACUUGGACACUCGGGAACGGCGGCGACACCCUGACCAGCCGAGCGGAUCUAACGCAGCUCGGCGCUUCCUUCCAUUUAAGCCCGCCGUCGGCCCCCACCUCCCCGCAGCCACGUUUUCAGCCCUUUGACGCCACACUCCCCCUUCAAGUCCAUUCCGCGGCACAGGUGAAGCCGGGCAGUCCUUCCCCUCUCCCGUCCAUGGUGUCCAGCCACGCGGCGCGCCUGCGGGGCGUCAAGUUGGAGUCGCCCGGCAAGAGGCCCGAGCUUCUCUCCAAGAGGGAAGCCAGAGGCGUCGCCAAGAUGGCCAACCAAACUUGUCGAGAGCAACUGGGCUCCCUGAGCAACUCGCCGCUCGUGGCUUCUCUCUCUGCCAGGCCCGUCGACGGAAGCGGGGCGAGAAGAGGUGGGCUGGGCCUUCCCCUGCCCCCUGCCACUCCCGUGGGACAGAGCAUCCUGGGUUCCAGGCUGCCGGGCCUCCCUCAGGAGGACCCCGCGCGACACCGAGCGGCAGCCUCCGCGAACACGGUCAACAAAUGUCUGGUUUCCGGCGGGGGAGUCAUGCCUCCAUUCGGGAGAAUUGGAACUCCUAUGUACCACCUACCUCCAGUCAAGACCCCCGCGGGUGCCAAGAAGAAGACUUCCAAACACUGCUUCCUUUGCGGCAAGAAGACCGGCCUGGCCACCAGCUACGAGUGCAGGUGCGGCAGCAAUUUCUGCGCCGCCCACCGCUAUGCAGAGACGCACGAGUGCUCGUACGACUACAAGGGGACAGGGAGGCGCUUCCUGCAGGACGCCAACCCGCUCGUCAGCGCUCCCAAGCUGCCCAAGAUCUAGAAAGCUCCUUCGAGAAAACCUCCCGUCAAACUAAGGAGAACACGUUCAGCCCGAGACGGGCUGAAUAUUAUUCACCGACGUGUGCUUUGUUUUUUUUUGUGCGUGUGUACCGUUAUUUCGUUUUUUUGUUUUGUUUGUCCCCCUCUCAGCCAAGCUUGAACUCUCCUAUGGAAAAAAAAAAGGUGUGGACAACAAACAGCAGAUGAUCAAUGUGAAAAUAUUUUAUUUGUUCAAUGAAUCCAUUGAAGUGUGCACGUAUGUAGGUUGUUUGCUGCAAAAUUAUCUGCUGCAUGUUCAGACAUUUCACUCCACCCCAAAAUAAAUAAAACCGCUGAUUGAGUUCCAUUGGGCACGUCUUGGUCAGAUGCACUUUAGAAAUAUCAUACUUACAUUUUUAUUCUCAGCUGAGGGGUCUUUUUUUAUUAUUGUCUCAUGAAGUGUUGUCUUUUUUUUUCCUUUUUUUUUUCUGUCUUGCACCUAAAACGUCUUGUCUUGUUACGGGCCCAUACAGAUGACCACACAAAUGAACUACGACCAUCAGUGUUGAAAGUAUUUAUUCAUGGAAUAUUUAAAUUCAAAUAUGCAGUCAGUGUCUGUGUGAAUGCCAGUUAUAAUUGUGUGUAAUUGAGAAAGCGGGGGGGGGGGGUAUUUCAAUGUCUUUUUCGGCAGUACGGUGGUUGCCAUAAGAAUCUUUUGUAUUUUGUCUUUUUUGGCUUGUUUUUUUUUUUAAUGCUCAGCCGUUAGCAAAAAUUUCCAAUGCUGUCAUCAUAUCUGAAGGGGUUUGACUUUAAAUAAAGUUUCUUUCCAAACCUUCAGAUACAA
This is a messenger RNA of Hippocampus zosterae (dwarf seahorse), 3432 nucleotides long. RefSeq names its product zinc finger, AN1-type domain 4 (gene zfand4). Gene Ontology annotation, molecular function: zinc ion binding; protein binding. Bases 493 to 2610 code for a protein of 705 amino acids. The record is from RefSeq and is a predicted model, not a curated record. The transcript is spliced from 10 exons. NCBI's taxonomy places the organism in Eukaryota, Metazoa, Chordata, Actinopteri, Syngnathiformes, Syngnathidae.